Messenger RNA from Anopheles funestus (African malaria mosquito), 17992 nucleotides. RefSeq names its product obscurin (gene Obsc). Gene Ontology annotation, molecular function: protein kinase activity; axon guidance receptor activity; guanyl-nucleotide exchange factor activity. Gene Ontology annotation, cellular component: plasma membrane; axon; neuronal cell body. Gene Ontology annotation, biological process: homophilic cell-cell adhesion; protein phosphorylation; synapse organization. NCBI's taxonomy places the organism in Eukaryota, Metazoa, Arthropoda, Insecta, Diptera, Culicidae. The record is from RefSeq and is a predicted model, not a curated record. Bases 410 to 16963 code for a protein of 5517 amino acids. The transcript has 31 exons.
GACGGCGUGCAAUAGUUUUUUUCCCCCCGUAUCAGGCGUAACAAAUAAAGCAAAAGUAAAACCGAUCGCCAUUCCGAUUGAAUACUCGCGUGUGGUGUAGUAGUGCUUGUGUAGUUGAUGCGUGUAGCGUGUGUGAAUUUAUUUAGUGCACUGAAAAGAGAAGAAAAACAAAAAGAUUAUCGGCAAUAGUUUCCCUCCUGGUUAGUGUUAGUGUGUGGGAGUGUGUUGCUCUACUCUUCCCGAACUGAACCUUCGAUUGGCAAGUUUGUAAAGCCAUAGUCCCUUCUUGCGACCGGCAUUAAGCCGGGUUUACCCUCCUUUUUCCCGCUUUCUUCGCUUGCAUCCUAGGAACUUCCCCUACCCAGGGGCGCUUCUUACGAGUGGCGUUAGCCUUAGCACUGCCGUCAGCAUGACGCUGAAAGAUGAAAUAUUGACCGCCGAUGUCAAACCUGACUUCGGUGUGUCCUAUAGUAAGGAAGACAUCCUUCUACCGUCGAAACGUCAGCACCGUGCACCUCAGGCCCAGUCUCCCGUCGAACCGGUAACUGCAACACAGCCCUCCCAGCAUCGUUCGCGGGAGCCCGAUUGUGUUGCGGCCCAUCGUCCUGAGUCACAGCGACUGGCGACGAGGCCGAUCUAUCACUACCGUCCAUGCAACACGACGUCCUCUGGGCUGCGCUACUCCAACGAUCCCAACGAAUCCGACGACGAUAACCCUAGCGAGGGAUUUAAGAUGUACGAUAUUUUGGUUGUGAACAAAAACUACGAUGCCGAAGGACCAGACUCGAUCUCGGUGCGAAUUGGCGAUCUGGUCGAGGUCCUCGACAUGGGCGAUUCGGCAGUCAAUGCGGCAAAGAAGCCCAAGCUCGAUCCGCAGAUGAACAUCGGUCAGACCGAGGAUCGGCUCGACAGCUCGGCCUCGAGGCACAAGCUGGCGGUGAAGCCGAAGAAGAACCACCAGAGUUCGUCCCAUCGACGUAGCGUCAGUCCACAGCCACCGUAUCAACCGAAACCGAACGAGAAGUGGAAAGUACGAAUCUUUGACGGUGAUGAUAAUGCCAAAGCCGGCUGGAUACCGGUGUCCGUGCUGGACAUCAACCAUACCGAACAGGCCGUGUUUGGCGAAAAGUCUAACGAUGCUGCCUAUCGACGAGAAGCGGUGGUCCGUGAGCUGGUCGAAACGGAGGAAGAGUUCGCCAAGGACCUCCAGCAGGUCGUCGACAACUACCUCAAGUACAUCGACAACAAGGACAACAAGGUGCCGCGGGUGGUGCGCGAUCAUAAGGAUGACAUCUUUAACAACUUCAAGCAGAUUGCGGACUUUCACAAUACGGUGCUGAUCGAGGGCGUUAAGUAUUACGCAAACAAUCCGAAGAUGAUCGGCAAAACGUUUCUGCGACUCGAGCGAGACUUCGACAAGCACGUAAAGUACUGCCGAGAUGCACCGGUUGCACAAGAGUUCCUCGCGUCGAAUGAUGCUAUUCGAGACUUCUUUAUGGAGCUUUCGGCAAAUAUUGACGACGAUAAAAGUCUCACCGAACAUCUGAAGUUACCGAUCCAGCGCAUCAACGAUUACAAACUUCUCUUCAAGGAACUGCUCAAGUACUCGACCGCACUCGGUGAGAAUGUGCUCGACAUCCAGAAGGCGCUCGAGCUGAUGCUCUCGGUACCAAGCCGGGCGGCAAACAACAAAUUCCUCGAGGGUAUCGAAGGAUUCCGAGGCAAUCUGCAGAAGCUUGGACGGGUGCUCGCUCACGAGUACUUUGGCGUGCGGGACCGGGAGAACAAGAUCAAGGAGCGCUACCUGUUCCUCUUCAAGUCGCGCAUCCUCAUCACCAAGGUGAAGCGCCUGUCGGACGAACGAUCGAUCUUCAUCCUGAAGGACAUCGUGCGGCUGCCGGAUUGCGAGCUGCGGGAUAUUGAUACGCGUGCGUUCGAGCUAGUGCCGAAGGCUAAGGGUAGCGACCCGGUCCAUCUGAUCGCGUACUCCGAGGAGGCGAAACAGCGCUGGAUCUACGAGAUCAACGAGUACGCAAGCAAUGCGGUCGCACUGCAGGAACAUACGAACGAUGAUCUUCGGCUCGAUCCGACGCAGACGAACAUCGACGAUAGCAUCAUCAAGCUGCCGCAGCGCAUCGAAGCGCACAAGACGGAUGAAAACAUCAAACCGUCCGACAUUGCGGACAGCUAUGUGGUGUUUAAGCACAAAACAAGCCGAGAUGAAUCGCACCAAGCGCUGCAGAAGAUCCAGUAUCUGCAGCAACAGCAGCAGCAGCAUCUUCCGCAGCAGCUGGGCGAAGAAAUGGCAACCGAGGAAGAGGAGGAAAAGGCCGCUUCCGUGCAGGAACGUUUGGCAGCAUUCGAGGUGAAGAAAUCGGCCAAAAAGCUUGACCUAACGCACACCAAGCAGGAAAGCAUCGUUACCGCGUCGAGCGUUGUGCAGUCGGAAACGAAAGCCGCCUCCGUUACGACAUCGUCCAUUGCCGUUAAAGAGGAACAGCACGAAGCGCAACGUUCCAUGGCCGUGAAACGUCAGCAAGCGGUACAGCUGGAAAGUGUCACCAAGAGUAGCAAGGUGCAGUCGGAAAGCAAGACUGUAUCUAUCUCGUCGACCGCAUCGUCAAGCUCGACCGCCAGCUCGUCGCAAGAAUCGAUCGCUGUUGUUGAGGCCACCGCCGAUACGCAGCAACAGCUGCUCGAACAGCAGAACAAAAUUAAGCAGAUCGAAUCGAAGUACGCGGCACUGAAGCAGAAGCAACUCGAGCAGAAGUCGGACAUUGUCGACGCCAAGUUCCAGAUCGUUGAGUCCAAGUUUGCCGCACUCAAGCAGAAGCAGGAACUGUUGCUGCAGGAGCAACAUCAGCAGCAGGUAACCAGCAGCACCACUACCACCGUAACGAAGCAACAACAGAGUGCUGUACAGCAGGUUGAAGCUGUUUCGAAGAUCCAACAGAUUGAAUCUAAAUAUGCUGCUCAGAAGCAGGACGAGAGUGUAUCGAAGAUACAGCAGAUCGAAUCUAAGAUUGCCGCCCGGAAGUCAUCUCUAAGCGGUGCCUCUGGCGAAGAGUCGAUCAAGCAAACAUCUACAGCUGCCGUGCAAGAACAGCAUCAGCAAACCGUUGUCUCUACGGUCACGGUUGAAAAGGCACAAGAACCACUUUCGAAACUACAGCAGCUUGAGUCGAAAUAUACCGCUCACAUCCAGCAAGCGAAGGAACUAGUAAAGGAGUCGAUGGAAACCGCCCAGACUGGUGCGGCUGAAACGAAACCGGACACGCCGGAUACUCCGCAAACUGAAUCCCUUUCCAAGAUUCAACAAAUCGAAUCGAAGUACGCCGCACUUAAGGCACGCCAGCAGCAGCAAUUGCAGGAGAUGAAAACCACCGAAACGACCACGGAAACGACUGUAACUGUAGCGCAGGAAAGUCAAAGCCAACAGCAAACUGCCGACGAACCGCAAUCGAAGAUCGCACAAAUUGAGGCAAAGUAUGCGUUCAAGCGACAGCAAUCACAGAACGCCGAUGAAUACGCAAACUCCAAGUUACCGGUUGCGUCCAAAAAGGAAGAACAACACAUGCAAACAACUACCACCGGGAAGGUUGCAAAAGAAUCAGCAGCUACUACUGAGCAGCUCACCAAAACUUCCGAAGUUACGCAAUCGGAAACAGUAGUCAAAAAAAGCGUUGAAGUUACAAAAGCGCAAGAAACAGUUAAGAUUGAGCAAGUGGCAAAGGUUGCGGACACGAAAAAGAAGAUACCCGAAGCAAUUAAACUUCCUGAACAAGCGACCAAAACAGCAAGCGAUAAAGGUCCGGACUCGCCGAAGAAGGUAAAGACACCGAAAACUCCGAAAUCACCAUCACCGAAAAAAGAAGCCGCUCCAUUUAAGGUAUCCGAUAAGUCGAAACUGGAAAAAUCGGAAAAGGUAUCUGAGACGGUUAAAGUGGUACAGGAGGAUACAAAGAAAAUCGAAUCUAGCGUGAAACCCACGCCGGUUAGUGCUCCUACUAAAGUUGAACCAGUCAAGUCUGCUGAACCAGCGAAGACUGCAGAGCCUGUAAAGUCGGAGAAGCCUGUAGAAUCAACAAAAACAUCUGCACCGCUAAAGCCUGCGGAACCAGUGAAGUCAGCAGAACCAGCUAAGAUUGUUGAGGCAUCAAAGCUAGCUGAACCAGUGAAGUUAGCAAAGAAAGUUGAAUCAACGAAGACACCUGAACCAGCCAAGACUAUGAAGUCUGCUGAGGUAUCAAAGCCCGUUGAACCGGUGAAGGCAACUGAAUCUGUCAAGGCACCUGAACCCGCCAAGACUGUGAAGUCUGCUGACGUAUCGAAGUCUGCUGAAUCAGGCAAGUCAACGAAGGCAUCUGAAUCAGUAAAGUCUGUUGAAUCAGCUAAAACUGUCAAGCCUGCUGAACCAGUUAAGGCACCUGAACCAGCUAAGACGGUAUCGAAGCCAGUUGAACCGGUGAAAACACCUGAGCCAGCUAAGACUGCAUCAAAGCCAGUUGAACCGGUGAAGUCAGCAAAGGUAGCUGAAUCAGCUAAGACUUUGAAGACUGAACCAGUGAAACAAGCUGAACCAAUAAAGCCAGCUGAAGCUGCGAAGGUACCUGAACCAGUUAAGACUGUUGAGGUAUCGAAGCCAGCUGAACCGGUCAAGACUUCUAAGCCAACAGAACCAAUUAAGUCUGCUGAACCAACAAAGACACCGGAACCAGUUAAAGCAGUGAAACCUGCAGAGCUAUCCAAACCAGCUGAACCAACGAAAACUGCUGCAGCAUCGAAGCUAGCUGAACCAGCAAAGGCUCCUGAACCAGUUAAAGCUGUGAAACCUGCUGAACCACCCAAAGCUUCUACACCGACGAAGAUUCCGGAGUCGACGAAAACAAUAAAGCCCGCAGAAUCUAUUGCCAAGCCUGUCGAACAAGCUAAAGCUCCUGAACCAGCCAAGAAGGUGGAACCAACGAAAACUGCUGCACCGGCUAAGGUUCCAGAACCUGUAAAAGCUCCGGAAGCGAUCAAAAAAGUUGAAACUCCGAAACCAGCGCAACAAGCGGCAAAACCAGCGGAAACUCCAAAGAUUCCAGAACCAACCAAGACGGAGGAACCAUCCCGCCGUCCUGACUCACCAAAAUCGACAAAGAAGGCACCGUCUCCGAAGAAGGCAUCCCCUCCGAAGGUAACCGAACCCAAGAAGGCUCCGGAAUCGGAGAAGAAAACUACCGAACCGGCACCGAAACUGGCAGAAAAGAAGACUGAUGCAGUCAAGGUACAAGAAAAGAAGACUGAAACAACCACCGUUCAGAAGGCUAGUGAAAGUGUCAAGAAGGUAGAGACUGUUACGACCAGAAAAGCGGAUACCGCACGUACAACAGGUCGUACUACACCUGCGGCGGUGUCCGACGAACCGGACGCUUCCGUUGAAGGCGUCGUCGAGCAAAAGUCGCGCGAGGAGGCACUCAACCGUAAGCUAGAGGAAAUAUACGCCCGUGAAAAGGCGGCCCUAGCUGAGGCUAAGCGUGUACGCGAGCUUGAAGAGCAAGAGAUCCGGCGUAAGUUCGAACAACGAAGCAUCCGCGAGAUACAGCAGAUUAAGGAGACGGCCUCGGAGUUCCUGCAGCAAAUUGCUGCCACUAGAAACCUCGUACAAUCGGUACUAGAAACAAGCACUGAGCCAAAACUUCCUCAAAUUAACAAAGCGGCCACCAGUACCACUACAGGAGGAGAAAGCAACAAUAGCCAAUCGACUUCUGGUCCAGAUCAAGGCUCCAACAAUCAAUCUACAGAUCAGGAACAGGGUAGUGACGAUCAGGGAGCAUCCGAUCCUUCGGAGCAGGGAGGACAACAAGGUUCCGCCAACGGUAACGAGGGUAACGCAGGUAACGGUGACGGCCGUGAAGACAAGAAGCGUACCCCUCCACCAUUACAGUUGCCCACGUUCUUUGAUCCUCCACCACCACCGGUCUAUCAGGCAACGAUUGAGGUGUUCAUCAAAAAAGAGCGUCCUCCACCACCGCCUCCGCCAAAGAUUACCCGCAAGCUGGUCGUCAAUACGGACGAGCUAGAGCGCAAAACGCAGGCCUUCUUCGACGGUGAGAUAAACGAACCCGAUCCGGACUUCUCGAUUGCGGCCGCACACCGUAAGCUAAAGGGCAUCAAGAGUAUCUGCAAGAAGGCGGACGAAACCGUCCUGUACGCGGAAGAUACGAUCGUCAAGGCGGAACAGGGCGAGUUCGACAGUAUCGUCAUCCCGGAGCAGGAGGAAGAGAAACGUCCACGGGAACCGGUGUACGAGUACCAAUACACGGUUGAGGAUCCAGUAACUGGUACGCGCGUCUGUACGGCCGAUCCGAACGUAGUGCUGAUCGAGAAGGAGCUAAGAAUGGAGGAUCAGUACGGUUCGGCGCACUCGCGCUACUCUUCGUCGCGGUUAUCCUCACGCAGGAGUCAAACCACUGAAGCUCACGAGAAAGAACUAGCUGCGAUAGAGACGCGCCACGAGUCCAAGAUGUCGACGAACAACACGAAGAAGAUCCGUGUACCGACCAACAUACGGCCGCACUUCAUCAAACCGAUCCGUGGUCUCACUGUGGAGCCUGGUGAAAAUGCCAAGUUCAGUGUGCAGGUCGACGAGUUGUCCAACAUGCAAUGGUUGAAGGACAAUAAACCGCUAGAUGAUCGCCUAGCCGACCGUGUAAUCACGAAGGAGAAUGAUGAUCUGUCGUACACGCUUGAGAUUCAGCACUGUCGUGAACAGGACAGUGGUAUUUACACCGCCCGUGCCAUCAACGGUACAGAGAGUGCUUCCUGUACGGCGCAGCUCAUCGUCGAAACGCUGACACCUGAACAGCGCAAGGCUAUGUCGGAAUCGAACUCACCGGUGUUCUCCAUUCAGCUGAAGGAUACCGAGGUAAUCGAGAAGACUUACCUUACCUUCAUGGUCAAGGUAAAGGGUGACCCAGCUCCGAAGGUUCGAUUCUGCAAGGAUGACAAGGAAAUCUUAGAGACCGAUAAGCGCAUGAAGAUCAACCGCGACCAUGCAGAUACCGGGUUCUACGAACUGAUCAUACCGGAGGUGCAUAAAGGAGACUGUGGCGUGUACUCGUGCACGGCCUGGAACAAGUUCGGUACGACCAAAACCGAAGCCCAGCUGCUCGUGGCAGACCAGCUCGAUCUGUUCUCCGAGCUUGAUAAUCUGGAUGAUAAGACCAAGUUCGUGUGGAAGAAGAACGGCAUAGCGUUCGAUCCGGAGGAGCGCUUCAAGGUGCUGAUGGCGGAUGAUUCCGACUCGCUGGCGCUUGUUUUCCAGCAUGUAAAGCCCGAAGAUGCUGGACUUUACACUUGUGUUGCCGCGACAUCCUCGGGUAAUAUCCAGUGUAGCGCUGAACUAACCGUUCAGGGACAAGUGAAUCAGCUCAUGCAGGAACCAUCCAAGCCACACCUGGAGGUUGAGUCGAAGGAAGCGUUGGCCCGAAUCGGCGGCAAAGCGCUGCUCGAGAUGAAGGUCAAGGGCUAUCCGAAGCCGGAGAUCGUUUGGCGCCACGAGGGUACGAUCAUCGAACCCGGUGGUCGGUACAAGUUCCUCUACGAGGAUGCCGAGUCAGUGUCGCUUGUCAUCAAAGACGUGCAACCGUCGGAUGCGGGCGCCUACUCGAUCGUGGCCCAGAACGAGCUCGGCGAAGACUCGACGUUCAUUAAUUUGGUUGUGAAGACGCCUCCCACCAUUACGAAACCACACGAUAUGGCGGCGAUGGUGAACGAACAGUUCAAGAUGUCGAUCGAGGUAAAUGCUGUGCCGGCGGCAAGCGUCCGCUUCUUCCGCAAUGGCAAGGAAAUCCGGGAGGACGAUCGCAUCAAGUUCCUUACGGCUGAGAACUACUACAUCAUCAAGUUUAACCACACCACACUGGAUGAUGCCGGCAAUUAUUCGAUCAUUGCAAUGAACGAAAUUAGCCAGGCGUCGGAGUUCUGGGAGUUUACCAUCAACUCUCCACCACGAACGACCCUGCACCUGCAGGAGGAAACGGUCGUCAACGAGAAGGAGGACAUCGAGCUGGUCGUAAAGGCCGAGAGCAACCCGGCCCCGGUUGUGCGCUGGUACAAGGACGGCAAAGAGGUCAUCGCCGACGGCAAGCGUAUCGUCAUCAUCGCCGAAGAUGGUAGAUACGUGCUUAAGAUUCAUGCUGCCAACCGUGACGAUACGGCACUCUAUACGGCCGAUGUCAUCAACGAUUUCGGUACUGUUACGGAGAAGUCACAGGUGAACGUUAGCACCAAGUCGAAGGUGCGUGAACAGCUGACCGCCCUAACCUGCAAGGAAGGCGAAACGGAUGUGGUUCUUGAGGUGAAGGCGGAUGGUUAUCCACGCCCGAAGGUACAAUGGUACAUUGACGACGUCGAGAUCACCGAGUCGCGCAACGAGUUCAAGUUCCAGGAAGAUGGUCUGUACUAUCAGCUCGUGCUGAAGGAAGCAAAGGCCGAACUGCAGGGCUUGUACAAGGCGAAGUUCACCAACGAUCUAGGCUCGGAUGAGACGAGCGCCAAGACAACGGUGCAAUGCUCGCCUAAAGUACGCAAACCGCUCGUCGACACGGAUGUGGACGAAAACACCACGCUCACACUGGAGGUGGAAAUCUACGCUGAGCCAGUACCGGAGGUAACUUGGUUCAAGAAUGGUCAGCCAAUUCAGACCGAUGCUCGGCUGACGAUCAAGCGAGAUUCGCAGCGUGUCGAGAACUACACGCUCUCGCUGACGAUGGUACGCGGUGCGGAUUCCGGCGACUAUGAGGUGCGGGCUGUCAACUCCAUGGGAACCGCCACUACCAAGGGCCGAGUCGUUGUCCAAAAGGCCAUUGUAGCGAGCCCCGCGGAGAAUGCCGAAGCUCACCGUAUGAUAAGUGAGUGUAUGAAGAUCGGUCAGCACGGUGAGACGAUCAUGGUUUCGGUGUGUACCGAGGAGAGCCACGCAGCAAUAGUAACAGGGCCCGAAGAAUCGCACUCAAUUCAUCAGAUGCGCGCCACAACAGUCAUCUUCGAGGAGGACAGUGGUUCACCGAUUGAGGUAAUGCAAAAGAUCAUCUACCCCAACAAACCACACGCGUCGGCACUGCACGUGGAAGAGAUCGAUACGAUCACCUUCACGUCUCCCGAGCAAAAACGGCAAUAUCAGUCCCAAAUGUCGGCAAAUGAGGCCAGUACUGCGACUCGAACCGUAAUCGAAGAGAUUGAAUCUGACAGCGAGGCAACGCCGAAAGGCAAGAUAUCUCGUGGCGUAUCGAUCACAUCCGCGUCCGAAGAUGAACUUCUUCUGUCGCGUCAAAAUAGCCGUACUGGCGUUGAGAGUGAGCUAAUGAAACCAACGAACGCAACGCUCGACACGAGUGGGCUUCAAAAAGAAAAUGCAUCGCAAGAGUUGUUUGACGCCAAGUCCGAGAAAUUAAAAACGGAGGACGUUCCAGAUUCUCCACGCAAGGGUAACUUGCUCGAAACAGGUGUAUGUGAAGAGCGCAAUGGAAAAAGGAUGAUCGAAAAGAAGGUAUCCUUCGAGGAUGAACUUCCGCAGCAAGGUAAAUCGUUCGAAAGACAAGAGCUGUCCGAGAUCGAACCAGAACAACCAGAACCGGUACAGGAGGAGCCAGUUGAGAAGCGAUCCACUAGCCAAAAGGCUCUUGUUAAGGAACCGAUUUUAGACGGUACUGUUGAUGAGAGCGCCAAUAAAGCUGCUACGAAAGAUCUACAGGAACCGGCACGUCCUGAAGCAUCGCCGGAGAUUCUGAAGACGGAUAUCGCAGACGUGACGACGUUCGACUCGCUGCCUCUGAUCUGGACAGUGGAAGCCGAUGGUAUUCCACGUCCAGAGGUAUCCUGGUACCAUAACGAUGAGCUUGUGAAGGCUAGCGAUCGUAUCCGCAUUACGGAUUCGGGUACAACGUACAAAAUCGAAAACCGCGACGUGAAGGAAGCGGACGCUGGUGAAUGGAAGGCCGUAGUAAAGAACCGUAUCGGCGAAAAGUCUCUACCGGCGAAGCUGACCGUUAUUCCUUGCAAGGAAUAUCGUCGUCCGAAGUUCCAGAAGGGCUUAGAGAAUAUUUCCGUGCACAAGAACGAACCGGUGUCGCUGACCGUCACGCUCACCUCGGAUCCGGAACCGGAGGUCACCUGGUUGCAGAACGGAACUGAGGUUAAGGCGGACGACUUCAUCCAGAUGAAGACGGAGAUCAAGGAGCUGGAGUACAAUCUAAAGCAGAUCACCUACACGCUGCACAUUGAUCAGGCCCGUCACUAUGACACCGGUGACUAUACCUUCCAAGCGAAGAACAAGUACGACAUCAGUGAAUCGAAUGGUCGGUUGGACGUGCUGUUGAAACCGGAGAUUGAAAACUUCCACGACACGACGGUACUGCCCUUCACGCAGGGUGUGUUCCAGGUGCUCGUUAAGGCGAAUCCGAAACCGAAAGUUACCUGGACAAAGGAUGGUCUUAAUCUGUGCAACAAUGAUAACUGCGAUGUAAUUGCAGACAUUGAGAAGGAGGUCUAUACACUGGUAAUUGAAUCUUGCGCUCUUGCUGAACACGGCACAUACACGCUGACAGCCUCGAAUGCUCAGGGAGAAACUGUGGCUACAGCUAAGCUCAACGUGCACACCGAGAAACCCAAGUUCACUAAGGAACCGGACAGUCUUACCGUGCACGAUUGGGCCGACGUGUACAACAAGGUGCUAGUACAGGGUGUUCCACGGCCAGCGAUUCAGUGGCUGCACAACGGCACCCCGCUAGACACGCAACAGAUCGAUGAGGAAUCUCAGGAACCGAAGAUCAAGAUCGUGACGUCGGGAGAUACGGAGGUGACGAGUGAACUGUUCAUCACACAUUUCGGACCGGAACUACAGGGUGAAUACUCGUGCCUGGCAACCAGCAUCGGUGGUGAAACCGAGGCCAAAUUUAACAUUCAGGUCAAGAACGAACAGCCUGUGUUUGGUAAGGGUCUGGAUCGUUCAUUGGACCUGGAAGAGGACGACCGCUUGGAGUUGCGCUGCAUCGUCGAUGGUAGCCCACUGCCAAAGAUGACCUGGUAUAAGGACUCCAACGAAAUCAAGGCCGAUGAUCAUGUUAAGAUCACCUAUGGCCAUGAUGGAGUAUGUCGCUUAGUGAUCGAGAACUGUCUUCCGGGAGAUAGCGGUUGCUACAAACUGGUGCUUUCCAACAAGAGUGGCGAUGUGACUACACAAAGCUGUGUUGCUGUCACUCCAAAGCAAAAGCCUCCGGUAUUUUUGCGUUUGCUACAGGACCACAAGCUCACCGUUGGCGAUACGCUGCAUAUGGAAGCCGAAAUUGCAGGCUUCCCGAUGCCCGAGGUGCGCUGGUUCAAGGAUGGAUUACCGCUGCGUCAGACGCGUGGUAUCAACUUCAUUAACCAGCCGGAUGGUCUGAUCGGAUUUAUCAUCGAUCGCGUUACGGCCGAAGAUGGCGGUAUCUACACGUGCGAGGUCAAGAACAAGAAUGGUGAAGCAAAGUCCGCUUCACUCACGGAGAUCGUACCGAAGGGCAAGAAGCCACAGUUUGUCAGUGAGCUAAUGAACGUCAACAUCAUUGAGGGCUUCCCGGUAAAGUUGAACGUUAAGGUAAUCGGUUACCCGCAACCUUCGGUCAAGUGGACACACAAUGGAACGCUCAUAUCCGGUGACCGGUACAAGAUUGCCGAAGAAGCCGAAGGUGCCUUUACGCUUGCAUUGGACAAAAGCACCGGUACGGAUUGUGGCGAGUACCAGGCCAUCGCAACGAACGAACAUGGCGAAACGGUCAGUGCCGCUACGGUAACCAUUCUGCCAACGACCGAUCCUUCACUGCCAGAGGAACCGCCAAGCUUCCUCGGAGGUCUGCGUGACAUUACAGCCGACGAGGGCAAGGAGCUCACCUUCUCGGCCCGCUUUGCCGGCAAUCCAGCACCGGAAGUCAUCUGGACGAAGGAUGGUGAACCGCUGCAACCGACUGGUCGUGUUUCGGUGACAUGCGACGGCAAGAGCGUUGGGCUGACAAUUAUGCCUGCCGAGAUGUCCGAUUCGGGCGAGUAUGCUUGCCUGAUGGCGAACCCGCUCGGUGAAACGGAAACUCGUGCCUCGGCGAUCGUGCGCAAGGUGUUCCAGAAGCCAAACUUUGUGUAUCCAUUCUCCGAUAUGCAGCAGCUGCCUGGAUUGGAGGCCAAGUUCCCGGCCAAGCUGGUCGGUGUGCCACGCCCAGAGAUACAGUGGUACAAGAACGAAACUCCCAUCCAUGCUGGAGAUCGCUACAAGAUGAAGUACGAAGGUGACUGCUGUUGUCUGUACAUCAAGGAGUGCGAGCCGGAAGACACUGGUUUGUACUCGUGCACGGCAACAAACCGUGAAGGUAGCAGCACUAUUGAGGCUAAGCUGGAUGUCGUCACAAGAAUUGAAAAGCGCGAUGAACCGACGCCACCUUCCUUCAUGAAGAAGCUCAACGACAUGACGCUACUAGAUGGUAUGAAGGCUAAACUAACCGUGUGCGUUGAUGGAUUCCCAAUGCCUACGGUCGAAUGGAUCCGUGACGGUCGUCGUCUAGUCCCGAGUGAAAAGUACCGCAUCGAGGCAGAAAAGAACGGGCUCGCUAGGCUUAUUGUGGACGAUGUGCAGGAGGAGGAUCUCGGCCGGUAUAGCUGCAAGGCUGUGAACAAUCUCGGCGAAGCAAUCUGCCAUGCCAAUCUGAAGUUCGAACCGUCCGACUACCGUCCUCGUCGUCGUUACGGCAAGGGUAAGGGUAAGGAUCUGCUGCACACGCCACCAUAUCCACUGACGGAGAAGCCAAUGAUCUCGAAGCUGUCCGAUCGUCGACUUACACUGUCCUGGCGUCCAUCGAUGACGACCGUUCCGCGCUAUCCGGUCACAUAUCAGCUGGAAAUGAUCGAACUACCGGACGGCGAAUGGCACACGACCCGCUCGGGCAUUCGUGGUUGUUCAUGCGAGGUGCGUAACCUAGAACCGUUCCGCGAGUACAAGUUCCGCAUCCGUGUCGAGAACCUUUACGGUGUGAGCGAUCCAAGCCCGUACGUGCAGACGUACCGCCAGAAGCUGGAACCGGAACCGCCAGUAUUUUAUCCAUACCUUGGUCCGGGACGUGACUUCCGUCCGGAUACCUCGUCGUUCUAUCCACGCGAUUUUGACGUGGAGCGACCAGGUCAUCGCCAUCAGGCACAAGUGCCUGAGUUCCUGCGUCAGGAGAAACCCGUACAAUACGGUACGAAGAAUCACAACGUUAGCCUGUUUUGGUUCGUUUACGGUUAUCCGAAGCCUACAAUGACGUACUACUUCAAUGAUCAGCUCAUUGAGGCGGGCGGUCGUUAUAGCUUCAGCUAUACGCGCAACGGACAGGCGACGUUGUUCAUCAACCGUAUGACCGAUCGGGAUGUAGGUGUUUAUGAGGCGGUCGCCACCAACGAGCAUGGUACUGUGCGCCAGCGUGUCUGUCUGGAGCUGGGUGAAUAUCCCAGGUUCUUGCAACGUCCAGAAGAGGUAUUCAUUAUGGGACGUCGUUCGGGACGUGUGGAAGCAAAGAUCACCGGUGUACCAUUCCCAGACAUCAAGUGGUACAAAGAUUGGCAACCGAUUCAUGAAUCCUCUCGUAUUAAGAUGAUUUUCUACGAGCCGGAUACAUGUGUGUUGCUGUUGACAGAUGCAAUUAAGAAGGAUGAGGGUCUGUACUCGAUCAGCGCUCGCAAUGCGAUCGGUUCCAUUAGCUCUUCCGUGACGGUGCACGUAGAAGAUAACGAGGAAGACUACGUGUACAAUGCGCACCAUCGUACGCCAUAUGUACGCGCCCGUAACAAGGUCUACCAGGAUUUCUACGAUAUUGGCGAUGAAAUUGGCCGAGGUACACAGGGCAUUACGUAUCAUGCGACGGAUCGUUCCAACGGUCGUAACUUUGCUGCUAAGAUCAUGUACGGCAGUCCUGAUCUGCGUCCGUUUAUGUUCAAUGAGGUUGACAUCAUGAACAUACUGAAUCACCGUAAGCUUAUCCGGCUACACGAUGCGUACGAUAUAAAUCGCUCGAUCACGCUCGUACUGGAACUUGCUUCCGGCGGUGAGUUGGUGCGAGACAAUCUGCUCAAGUACGAUUACUACACCGAGCGCCAGAUUGCGAUCUAUGUGUACCAGGUGUUGCUUGGUCUGGAGCAUAUGCAUACGCGUGGUAUCGGUCACAUGGGUCUGACGAUUAAGGAUCUGCUUAUUGCACACCCUGGCAGCGAUAAUUUGAAGAUUUGCGACUUUGGACUGGCGCGCCGCAUUGAGGAUGAUAAGCUGUACACGCUCGAUUACGGUAUGCCAGAGUUCAUCGCGCCAGAGGUGAUCAAUCGCUGCGGUGUUGGGCUUGGCCAAGAUAUGUGGUGCGUGGGUAUCAUUACGUACAUUUUGCUCGGUGGCGUUAGUCCGUUCCUUGGCCGUAAUGAUCGUGAAACGCUGACACGCAUUAAGGAGGGCAAGUGGACGUUCGUCGGUUCGGUGUGGGAGAACAUUUCGGCGGAAGCACGUGACUUCAUUACGCGUCUGCUGGUGUACGAGGAAAAACACCGUAUGACAAUUCGCGAUGCACUGAAUCACUCCUGGUUCGAUGUGAUCUAUCGCCGCACGUUCGAGGAGUACCAGAUUGGUACGGAUCGUCUGCGCAGCUACUACUACCAUUACCGCGACUGGUACACGAACGCAUCCUGUCGCACGUGGUACCGUCGACGACCGCUGAUGAGCUGCUUCGACCAUCCGUCACGUAUGGUCUACCCGCCCGGUAUUAUUUUCACGCCCGAAGGUACACCGCCACCGAUGCAGGUUGAUGAUAUCCCGCACAAGCGCAAGAAGUGGGAAGAGUAUGUGUCGAAGGACAACCAUCCAGACUAUGAGACGGCUUCGUUCAAGUCCGAAAGCCAUUACCAGUACGGACCGGACACGUAUCUGCUUCAGCUGCGUGAUACUACCUUCCCGUGCCGUCUGCGCGAGUACAUGAAGAUCGCGAAGCACCGAUCACCGAGCUUGGUGUCGGAUUCGAACUACGAUGGAAGUCUGCCCAUCAUCCGUGAGCGUCGUCGCUUUACGGACGUGAUGGAUGAAGAAAUCGAUGACGAGCGUCGCAGUCGUAUCACGCGCUAUGGAACCGAUGAUAGCUUCACAGUAACGCGCCGUAUCCGUAACGAGGUCGGUACGCGCCUUGGUUCGUACGCGGAAGCUGAAGCACUGAUUGAGUGCAAGCGGGAAGGACAGGCGCCAUUCUUCCGUGAGAAGCCACAAAGCAUCGCUAUCCGGGAAGGUGAACCGAACCAGAUCAUCUGCUAUGCCGUCGGUGAUCCGAAACCAUCGGUUACCUGGUUCCGCAACGACAUGGUCAUUACCGAUACGAACCGCAUCAAGGUGUUGGACGAUGUUGACGGUCGUUCGGUGAUCCAGUUCCAUCCGGCCACGCACAACGAUAUCGGUGUUUAUAAGGCGGUCGCAAGUAACCGCAUCGCCAAGACGGUUGCCCGCUGCCGGGUAGUGAUCGCUGUCAUUCCGGACGCACCCGAUGCACCGGAUGCCGUCGCAGUGAGCGACACAGAGGUGCUGUUGCGCUGGAAGCAACCACGCAGCGACGGUAAUUCGCAGGUUAUCUGCUACAGCCUGGAGCAGAAGGAGCACGGCAAGGUCGAUUGGGUGGACGUGGCGUGCAACAUCGAUCACGAGUUCUUCCUGGUGCAUGAUUUGCGCCCGAACGUUAACUACCAGUUCCGACUUGCUGCGUACAAUCGUAUCGGCUGGAGCGACCGUGGUCUGCCGACGAAGACCAUCACGACGCUAGACCCGGGCGCACCCAAGAUUCAGAUCACGCGCGCCAUGAAGCAUCUGCAGCAGCUGACCGAAUCGGGUCAGCAGGUCGGUCCGGAGGAGCGUACCGGCCGGCUGGACUACAGCUACGAAAAGACACCGCUCAAGUGGAGCAUCGAGGGUAACUAUAACGAGAAGUACACCUUCAUGUCGGAGAUGUCGCGCGGUCGGUACUCGAUUGUGGUAAAGGGUCUGGAGAAGUCCACCGACAAAAUAGUGGUGGCGAAGAUUUUCGAGCUGGGCGAUGAACGUGCGGCCGAAGCGGUCGAGCGCGAGUUUGACGUGCUGCGCACGCUGCGUCACGAACGCAUCGCCUCACUGUUAGCGGCAUUCCGUCCGAAGAACACCUCCAUUGCGGCGCUGGUGAUGGAAAAGCUGCAGGGUGCGGAUGUGCUGACCUAUCUGAGCAGUCGCUCCGAGUACAGUGAGCAGAUUGUGGCCACCAUCGUCAACCAGGUGCUGGAUGGUUUGCAGUAUCUGCACUGGCGCGGUAUUUGCCAUCUGGAUUUGCAGCCCGACAACAUUGUGAUGGCAUCGGUGCGUCAGGUCAACAUUAAACUGGUAGAUUUCGGUUCUGCCCAGUACGUGUCUAAGCUUGGAACUAACGUUACCCGGUCGGGUUGGUUGGACUUCAUGCCACCGGAGAUCCUGAACGAUGAGCCAGCUCUGCCCCAAACCGACAUCUGGACAGUCGGUUGUUUGACGUAUCUGUUCCUGUCGGCCACCAGUCCAUUCCGUGGCCAGGAUGAGGCAGAAACUCGGGCCAACAUUAGCUUCGUGCGCUAUCGGUUCGAGAACCUGUUCAAGGAGGUUACCGCCGAAGCGACGCGCUUCUUGAUGCUAAUCUUCAAGCGUGCACCAAACAAACGUCCAACGGUCGAAGAAUGUUUCGAUCACCGCUGGUUGGUACAUACCGAUUUCAUGACGAAGAAGCGCGAACGGGCAAUCUUCCCAGGCAACCGCUUGAAGCAAAUUUCCGAAGAAUAUCAUACGAUGAAAACGAACGAAGCCACCAAGUCGGAGACGAUCUCCAACUUUGGUGGACAAUCCCCACGUCAGCUGUUGCGAUCCAACAGCAUCCAGGAGGAGCUGCUGACAACGUUCUAAGCUAUUUUGCCGCUAACCUUUUAUCUCCUACCUAUCAUCGAAGUGUGUUCCGUUUUCAAACGUUAUUAAUUUGCUUGCUUGCACAUACAUAUGUCUGUUCGCUUCCAGUGAAAGUAUCCGUUGCGCAAAACGACGUUCUUUUGCUAUCAUUUUUGUUUGCUAUUUCUAUAAACUGUAAAUAGCGUUGGAACAAAAUUGAUUUUUGUGCCGUUUUUUUUAAUUUCCUGCACCCCAUCCUUAGCCAUUGUCAAAUUGAGCCCCAAUUUGAUAUUGAUGUGCUUUUGGUGGGUCACCUUUUCGUUCAUUAGUAGCUUACGCACGUCGAGUUAUCGUUUACCAGUCCGUUUUCAUUGCUCGCAACUGCUAAAGAGUACUUAUAAACGAAGUCCAACGAUACAAACACAUUUUUAAAAAAGUGUAAAAACACUUAAUCAAAAAAAACAACAAUAUAAUGCAGCAUACGCAACGAUUUAACAAUCAUGUUCUUUAUAUACAAUCGUAACACGUUUAUACACGCGACACACAUUUUGCCGGUAUGUGAUGGAAGCUGGGCCAUGGACCGCGUACCCCGGGGGAUCUUUUUUUAUAUGACUUUUUUAACCGCAAAACAAACACCACUGUUAUACACAUCCCUAAGAAAAACCGGGCUUUCGCUGAUCCACCCAGCACAGUGCGCGCGGUACGUUAACUCUAUAGUUGUUUAGGAAAAUUUUGAGAACGGCACAGGCUGCUCUCUAUCUCUCUGUUCGCCUCUUGCGGAACGGUUUUAUCGGUACCAUUAUUACCGGUACACCGUAUACGCCGCAGGAAGGGUAGGAACAAGAGUGUAACUUAUUUAUUUGUAUAUUGUAUAUUUACUAUUUACUGCUUAGUGAUACAAAAUUACAUUUGCUUCCCUGUCCCAUGAUCGAUUUCAAAAAGGGGUUUUACUUUUAUCUAUUAAUUUGCACAAAUUCGUCAGCGUCAUAACUGACCUCUUUGACUUUUUUGGAUGAAUAAAAUUGUUUUUUCUUUAUGUUUCUGUUCAAA